Molecule: messenger RNA, 607 nt
Organism: Piliocolobus tephrosceles (Ugandan red Colobus)
Lineage: Eukaryota; Metazoa; Chordata; Mammalia; Primates; Cercopithecidae
Product: guanine nucleotide-binding protein G(I)/G(S)/G(O) subunit gamma-11
Exons: 1
Coding region: 82-303 (73 amino acids)
Biological process (GO): G protein-coupled receptor signaling pathway
Cellular component (GO): heterotrimeric G-protein complex
Molecular function (GO): G-protein beta-subunit binding
Source: RefSeq, a predicted model, not a curated record
UGUUUCGACACGCGCCGAGCUUCGCAGCUCUUCCAGGGGCUUCGCUGCCAGAGCUAGCCCGGGCCCAGUUCUGGGGCGAAAAUGCCUGCCCUUCCCAUCGAAGAUUUGCCAGAGAAGGAAAAACUGAAAAUGGAAGUUGAGCAGCUUCGCAAAGAAGUGAAGUUGCAGAGACAACAAGUGUCUAAAUGUUCUGAAGAAAUAAAGAACUAUAUUGAAGAACGUUCUGGAGAGGAUCCUCUAGUAAAGGGAAUUCCAGAAGACAAGAACCCCUUUAAAGAAAAAGGCAGCUGCGUUAUUUCAUAAAUAACUUGGGAGAAACUGAAUCCUAAGUGGAAGAACUAGUUUGUUUUAGUUUUCCCAGAAAAAACCAACAUGCUUUUUAAGGAAAGAAGAAUGAAAUUAAAAGGAGAUUUUCUUAAGCACCAUAUAGAUAGGGUUAUAUAGAAAAGCAUACGUGCUACUCAUCUUUGCUCACUAUGCAGUCUUUUUUAAGAAGGCAGAGAGUAUCAAAGGUGCAAUUAUGGAAAUAUGAGCAUUACUUGAGCAUGACACUUCUUUCAGUAUAUUACUUGAUGCUUCAAAUAAAGUUUUAUCUUGGGAAAAAAAA